Molecule: messenger RNA, 1541 nt
Organism: Paecilomyces variotii
Lineage: Eukaryota; Fungi; Ascomycota; Eurotiomycetes; Eurotiales; Thermoascaceae
Product: ASST-domain-containing protein
Exons: 2
Coding region: 263-1360 (365 amino acids)
Molecular function (GO): protein binding
Source: RefSeq, a predicted model, not a curated record
AUGAAAGCCAAUAUGACGUGCUUAUCAGACUUAUCUAUCUCCAAGCUCGAUGAAAGCCUGAUAAAGGGGGCCUCCGCUGUCAAGCCGCCGGUAUGCCGCGGUCCCGUAGGGAUGCCGCCGGUUAUCAUUUAUGAGCCGUAUCACAGAAUAAAAAAUAUAACAUAUGCUUAUCUUCGCAAUAUUUUGAGUUAUUGGCUCAACCAUUCCAGUAUCAACGUGAACUUCUUCCCUGUUCAUCAACAGCACCCCGUCCGCUCUGGCAAUGGAACAAAACACCCUCAAAAGACGAGGUGUCGGCUUGACUGGUGUAGACAAGCAACGUUCAUUUGGAGGCUUCACCCUCUUCUGUCCUUUGACUAGUGACACAGCUCAUCUCAUUGACAUUGAUGGGAAGGAGGUGCACUCUUGGAAGCUCCCAGGCAGAAUCGGCCGCCACGCCAGAAUUCUACCGAAUGGAAAUCUUGCCGUCAACACCCUUCGCCCACCUCCCAAACAGACAACGGCGGAUGGAGGGCCUUUUCCGUUCCCAUUCUUCAAUAAAUAUGGUGGAGGAGUGAUGUCCGAGCUCGACUCGGAGGGAAAUGUCGUUCGCCAAUUCAUUGAUCCCUUAGGGCAUCAUGACCAAUAUCACUACGGCGAUGGUCGAAUUCUCUAUACCUCCCUCGAAGCUGCCGAUACAAUCAACGAAGUUGAUGCAGAUGGCAAACUCGUUUGGCAAUGGAAAGUCUCCGAGCGAUUGUCGAGGGACGAGUAUCCCCUUCAAGCGCACUAUACGCGCGAGCACUAUCCUCUGAUCAACUCUGUCCUGCCUUUGCGAGAUGGAAAACACAUUCUCGCCUCAAUGCGAUCAGUUUCAGCUGUCGUUAUCAUUGAAAGAUCCACUGGGAACAUUGUCUGGAAAGUUGGAUCCGAAGUCCUGGCGCAGCAGCACAACGCUACAGAGAUGGAGAACGGAAACAUUCUCAUCUUUGAUAAUGGUGCUUUUCGCAACGGUGAAUCAAUCACAUAUACUCGAGCAAUUGAGGUUGAUCGGGCGACCAAAAAGAUCGUCUGGGAGUAUCGCGAUCGGUCACAGAUGCUCUACUUUUUUACUCCAUUCAUGGGAAGUGCUCAGAGACUUGCUAAUGGCAACACCCUUUUGUGUGAGAGUGCCUUCGGCCGUAUCUUUGAAGUUACUGCGGAUGGUUAUAUCUGCUGGGAGUAUAUCAACCCUCAUUUUGCCCCUUACCCGGAUGAUGUGACCGCGAAUAUCUUCCCGGGAGAUUCGAAUGCCUUGUUUCGGGCAUACCGGUAUUCCUUGGAGGAGAUUCCCUGGCUCAAGCAAAAGCUGGUCCGAUCCAAUGGGUCAAAGUUGAUUUGAUCAAUGUAAGACUGAAAGUCUGGAGAAAAUGUUGGAAAACAGCUGUGACGGAGAAUCGCUGAUAAACAUUGCAUGAAAAUAUAACAGUCCAUUCCUCAUAUCCAGAGUCUCAUAAAACUAGACUUCGACAGCCUUUACCAAAUGAGCUUCAUAGAGUUUCCAUGAAUGUACAGUAUCCACA